This is a messenger RNA of Vespa velutina, 4457 nucleotides long. RefSeq names its product protein abrupt. Gene Ontology annotation, biological process: regulation of transcription by RNA polymerase II. Lineage: Eukaryota; Metazoa; Arthropoda; Insecta; Hymenoptera; Vespidae. Gene Ontology annotation, cellular component: nucleus. The coding region runs from base 2438 to 4366 and encodes 642 amino acids. The record is from RefSeq and is a predicted model, not a curated record. Gene Ontology annotation, molecular function: protein binding. The transcript has 9 exons.
AUAUAUAUAUAUAUAUAUACAAAAAAAAGAUAGAGAGAUAAAGAAAGAGAAAGAGUAAAAAAGAAAUUGUGAAAGAAUUACAAGAAGAGAGAAGAGGAAGAAAGAACGCGAAGUGAGAUCUCCCCUGUGCGCGUCGAAAAGGCGCGAUCGUUGCUCGGUUUCAUUCAGUCAGUGCCGGUACUUCUUUUCGCACGCGUCGUCGUAAUCAUCGUAGUCGUCGUCGUCGUCGUCGUCAUUCGUCGUCGUCGUCGUUGUCAUUCGCCGCCGCCGUCGUCGCCGCCGUCGUCGUCGUCGCCGCCGCCGCCUCCGAGGCCGCCGUCGUCGUCGUCGUCGUCGUCGUCGUCGUCGUCGCCGUCGUCAUCAUCGUCGCCGUCGUCGUCGUCGUCGUCGUCGUCGUCGUAGUUGUCGUCGAUGAUCAUACCAAGACCUGAAGGAUAUUAUUACUUUCCAUGUGUAUAUCAAGGACGUUCGCCUCAUUUCGUUCUAGUAGUUAGUAACGGAGUAUUAAAGGAAGAAUAUACCGAAGAAAUAAACCGAAGAAAUUAAGGAAUAUAUAAUAAACCGAAGAAAUUAAAGAAUAUUUAAUAAACCGAAGAAAUUAAAGGAUACUUAAAAUAAAAUAAAAUAAAAUAAAAUAAAAUAAAAUAAAAUAAAAAUAAAAUAAAUAAAUAAACGUAUAUACGAAUAAAGAGAAAGUCAAGACGACGGGAAAAUAUAAAGGAAUAAACAAAGUAUUAGAAAGAAAGUGGGAAGAUAUAUCCUCGUCUACGUCAUCAAGUCUUCGUCGUCAUCGAAGUUACUUCCAUGUGGGGAGAGGGAAACUAUCAUCAUCCGGUACUACUACUACUACUACUACUAGGACGAGUCAGUGAUCAUUGUUUUCAAUAUUCUUCUUCUUCUUCUUCUUCUUCUUCUUCUUCUUCUUCCUCCUUUUCUACUGCUUCUACUUCUUCUACUUCCUCUACUUGUUCUACUACUACUAUUCGUACUACUACUACUACAACUGCUGCUGCUACUACCACUACUGCUACCACUGCAAAAAGAGGGAACUGUGGUAAAGGUGGCUGAGAAGGAACGAAAAGAAGGAGAAGACGAAGAAGAGGGAGAGGAAGAGGAAGAGGAAGAAGAAGAAGAAGAAGAAGAAGAAGAAGAAGAAAGAGGAGGUGGAGGAGGAGGGGGAGGAGGAGGAGAAGAAGAACAAAUAGAAGAAUUAAAAUCAUAAGCGAAAGCUCUCAAGGGGGGGCAUGAUAAGCAAGGACGUGAUUUCGAGAAGAGAAUCAGGUGUCGCUCUGAUAAACGAUUUUUCUGAACUCGAUAGAAUAAUAGUGCGAGAGAGAAACAAGAUUCGACGGAUUAAUCGACCUGUUUCACGAAAAUUAUUGAUGACGGAAUGACGGGACCUUCAUUAUCAUUUAGAGAAUACAUCAGCAGUAUGGCCAAAAAGAUAUACGAGCGAGCUAAAAAAUAAUUUUUAGCGUAGGUUCGAUCGUGAAUCGAUCGAACGAUCGAAUUUUUAUAAAAUCGAGGAAAGGAAAGAGUACGAAAUAAAAGGGGGAAAAAAAAAAAAGUAAUACAAUCUAAGAAGAUAAUACUUUUUUCCUCAAGAAGUUUUCUUUCAAAAUAUAAAGACGAGAAAAAUACAUACGGUGAACCGACGAAGGCGACAACUAAGACGCAACACGUCGGAUGAUCGUUAACAAUGGAAUCAUUCUUACUGUGACACUAGGCUGGUUGGCCUAAUCGCCGAUGAUAAUUCCUCUUACUUUUAUUAACGCCAUAACCACCAUCACCACAACGCCAUCAUUACCAUCACCAUUACCACCAUCAUUAAGUCCUGUGCCUCCUUUUACUCUACCAAUUUAAAAAGAAUCAUCAAGUUCGUCGAGUAAAGAAAAAAGAAAGAGAGAGAGAGAGAGAGAGAGAGAGAGAAAGAGAGAAAGAAAGAAAGAACGAACGAACGAAAAAAGAAUUUCGUAAUAAUCAUUGCCGUCGUUGACCUCUCUUAUACGUCGUUCACUAAGUACACACACACACAUACAUAUAUAUAGUUUUCAAGGUCAUCUUGAUAAGUGCCGAUAAGUGCCAAGAGAAAAUUCUUUUUUUUUCUUCUGUUGGUGUAUCUGCCGAAAGGUGAAAAUAAAAAGGAAACGAAUAAGGGUGAGGACGAGGGAGAAGAGGGGAGGAGGAAAGGGAAAACGAAAAAGAAAAAAAAAUCAAACACAGGAAAGUGGGUGGUGACAAAGUGAGAUAGAGGAAGAGGUACAGAGACUGGGAAAGAGAGAGAGACAGAGAGAGAGAGACAGAGACAGAGAAAGGGAGAGUAAAAGAGAAAGAGAGAGAGAGAGAGGGAGAGAGAGGGUGUCCUCGUUGGGGUGGCAGAGUGAGCACGAUAGCACCUCUGGUGCCCUCGGCCGUGGGUCCCGAGGGGACGGACGCCAUGGCGGCCUCUUCGUCCUCGUCGAGCGGCGAGCAGCAAUACUCACUCAGGUGGAACGACUUCCACUCGAGCAUCCUUAGCUCAUUUCGUCAUCUUAGGGACGAAGAGGAUUUCGUCGAUGUGACAUUAGCCUGCGAUAGUAGCAGUUUCACUGCUCACAAGGUCGUCCUCUCCGCCUGCAGCCCUUAUUUCAGGCGACUUCUUAAGAAGAAGAAGAAGAAGAAGAAGAAGAAGAAGAACGCAUUCUUUGAAUGCAGUCAAGCAAACCCAUGCCAGCAUCCAAUUGUGAUAUUAAGGGACGUUGCAUCUUCGGAUAUGGAGUCCCUAUUACGGUUUAUGUAUCAUGGAGAAGUACACGUUGGUCAAGAACAAUUGGCUGCCUUUCUGAAGACCGCGCAAAUGCUUCAGGUUCGAGGAUUGGCGGAUGUUAAUAGUGGUGCUGCUACAGCUAAAAUUCCACCCCCACCUUCGUCAAGUGGCAACAAUGGUAGUGCACCCACGACGCCACGUAAUCCAUGGCAAGAUAACGGCAGGGGAGAUCUUAAUGAGAGUGGCUUGAGUCCUCCACCGGAUAAGAGACCUAGAAGUUAUAGUCCCCCACUGGGUAAUCAUAUCGAGCCAAAAACAGACCUACAAGAGUCUCUCUUGGGACAGGCCCUUGAAGGUGGACCCACGAUACAUACGACACCUACGAACAAUGUUCAGGCCCAAUCGACUGGCGAAGAUUCGAAUUCUAUAUCGGACAACGAGGAAGAUAUGUCGAACAACGAUAGUAUCUUAAACUCAGUGAAAACAGAACCUAGCGAUAUAUUGAAUGAUUCGAUGGAGCAUCAUCGUAGUACCUUCCCAGCUGCGCUUUUGGGUCUACAAGGACUUAUGCCAGGACCAUCGGGGAUUCAUGCGGCAAAUCAGGAUCCAAAUUACGUUGCACGACGAGGUCUAGACAUGAUGCGUGUACGUGCUACGGAUCCACGACCCUGUCCAAAAUGUGGGAAAAUCUAUCGAUCGGCACAUACAUUACGUACGCACCUUGAGGACAAGCAUACGAUCUGUCCAGGUUAUCGUUGCGUUCUCUGUGGUACCGUGGCAAAGUCUAGGAACUCUUUGCAUUCCCAUAUGUCAAGGCAACAUCGUGGAAUUAGCACGAAGGAUUUACCGGUAUUGCCAAUGCCAAGCCCGUUCGAUCCAGAAUUGGCAUCGCGUUUAUUGGCUAAGGCUGGGGUUAAGGUUAGCCCUGCGGAAUUACGUGCAAGAGCGAGUCCAACCGGUCCACGCAGAGGAGACAUGAGAUUGGAAUUACCAAGGGGUGCACCGUCGGAAGCAGGAAGUAGCGUUUGCGGUGGCGACGACCCAGAGGAUCUAACGUUACCGUUGAGUCUCAGGUACGGUUCGCCAACUCCUAACAACAAUACUGUCAUCACGAAGGUCACCGCUAGCAGUAAUAACACGACUACGAGUAAUAACAAAAGUUCAACGGCUACAGCGAUAGCUGCUAAAUCUUUAGACACUAUGCACGGAAAUCGGGAGCCUAAUACGGCCCCUCUUCAUCCACCUGGACACUUACAUCCCGGUCAUCACAACGCAAGUGCGACUGGUUCGGCUAUACUCGAUACUUAUCUUCAAUUUAUCGCUGAAAAUUCUGGAUUAACGACGAUGGGCUUGAGCCCGGAACAAGCGGCCGCCGUAGCAGCUGCGCACGCCGCUAAAAUGGCACACAUGAGCGCAAUGGAUAAAUUAGGUAGCCGCGGUCUCGAGGACUAUCCUAUAAUCGGUAGGGACGAAGGUAGAGGACCUGGAGUUGUUCACGAGGAUCGACAAGAUCUAUCGCACGAUAGGCAUCCCGCGAUCAUGGACGAAGCCGAAUCCUCGGCUGCCGAGGAAGAUGAUUUCAGUGAAAAUGAAGAACCCGAGGUUGUUAAGGCCGAGUAGUGAUAAAAAAAAAAAAAGAAAACAGAAAAAUAAGAAACAAAAAUAACACCCAAUCUUACGAAUACGAGUAAUCAUUGCCGAAGAUGAUAAA